CUAACAUGGCGUCACAAGGCCUUCGCCAUCCCCUUUUGAACCUGCAGAUGUGACAGGCAGGUUCAAAUGACUGAAUGACCGCCCCAGCCCAUCCUGCCCGGUGGAUACCGACCUGUUUGAGCCCAUCGAUGCGACCAUCGCUGUUUGGUGUCUUGCGCGAUGCGGAAAGGGCCCGUCGGGGGUAGGAUGAGAGAGGUUGGUGAGUGGCGGUGCGGAAGCGGGUCGUCCACCGCCUUCCGGGGACUCCGAUGCGCCGAGUACAGCUGAAACUUCUGCAGAACCUGCACAAGCAU
Messenger RNA from Vitrella brassicaformis, 293 nucleotides. Lineage: Eukaryota; Vitrellaceae. The record is from the annotation of a GenBank genome assembly.